UUUGCAAUUAGCAAGAUAGGUCGAGAGCAAUGUCUGACAAUUAUGUGAUGGCACAGAUCCCAGAAAGCAAAUUUCGCUGUCCUGUAGUGGAGCUUGGAGCUAAAAUCACUAUUUUGCAUUUUAACGAUGUUUACGAAAUAGAGGCAAGAUCAGAUGAACCAGUUGGUGGAGCUGCAAGGUUUGCAACAGCAUUAAAGGAAUUCCAACAUUUGAAUCCAUUUAUUGUUUUUAGUGGUGACUGUUUAAGUCCAUCUCUUCUUAGCACAAUUACAAAAGGAAGACACAUGAUAGAUAUUCUCAAUGAGCUCAGGGUUCAUUGUGCGGUGUAUGGAAACCAUGAGUUUGAUUUUGGCGUUGAUAAGCUGGAGGAAGUGAGGACACAAACGAACUUCCCUUGGUUUCUCAGCAAUGUCUAUGAUAAAUUCACUUCACAGACUUUGGGUCAUGGCAUCGAAAGCCGCAUCAUUGAAUGGAACGGGCUCCGAAUUGGCAUCAUGGGGCUAGUUGAGGAAGAGUGGCUGGACACUUUGGGUACCAUAGACAAGGUCAACAUUGAUUUCAUUGACUAUGUUGUGACUGCUGAUCGUCUUUCUAAGGAGCUUAGAGAGAGCGGAGCUGAGCUGGUCAUUGCUCUCACUCACAUGAGAUGGUCCAAUGAUAUCCGGCUGGCCACAGAGGCCAAAGGGCUGGACCUCAUACUUGGAGGCCAUGAUCAUGAGUAUGGGGUUCGUGAAGUGAGUGGUAUCUGGAUAGUAAAGAGUGGAUCUGAUUUCAGACAUUUGUCAAGAGUUGAUAUCAAGAGGAAGGCUGAAUUGACUUAUGAGUACAGUGUUGAUAGAAUAGAUAUUACAAAUGUUAUAGAGGAAGACCAAGGGAUCAAAAGCAUUGUGGACACAUAUAAUGAUAACAUACAGUACAUGCUCGAGGAUGUGCUCUGCCACACUGACGUGGACUUAGAUGGUCGUUGUGCAACAGUUCGACACAGAGAAUGCAACCUUGGCAAUCUCAUCACCAAUGCCAUGCUGGAGGCCACUCAUGCAGAGGUGGCAUUGUUGAAUUCAGGAACUCUGCGUUCUGACCGCCUUCACCCUGCCGGUGAACUGACCAUGCGUGACCUGUUGCAGAUUCUGCCCAUGAAGGAUCUAGUUCUGGUGGUGGAAGCCACUGGACAGCAACUUUAUGAGUGCCUGGAAAACGCAGUCAGCAGAUACCCUGCCCUGGAUGGAAGGUUUCUGCAAGUUGCUGGAAUACAGUUUGGCUUUGAUCCCAAUCGCCAGCCUGGAAGCAGGGUUAUUGCCAGAAGUAUCAGGAUACAAGGUCACAAUCUAGAACGAGACAAAAAAUAUCUAGUUGCGAUGAAGGAAUAUCUAACAAAGGGAAAAGAUGGCUAUUCCAUGUUUACACACUGUCCACAGAAGUGUGACUUAGAAACCGCUCAGGUCCUCUCUACAAUUGUCAUCAAUCAUUUUGAGUCUGGGAACAUCGUUCAAGGCCUCAAGGCCUGUAAGUCUGGCCAUCGUAUGGGUCUCAUCAAAGUGACCAGUAACCCCUCAGUCACAGCCAUUGAGCGCAGCGCUGACGUCCCUGUGGCCAUGGUGCCUGGGGUGGAGGGCAGAGUAUUUCACAUCCACACCGAGAGUCAGUCAGAAUAACACAGCUAUGGAGGACACUAGCCACCUUCAUGUUGUAGACAUAGCCAGCAGCACAUGUGCUACUUACUUAUUAGACAGUGCUUAUUAUUUCUAGCUGUACAGGUGAAAACAUGUAUUUUUUAUGUACAUGUAUUUAUAUAGUAAAGUUAUACGUAAUAUAUCCUGUAUCACCUGUAUCUUCCUGGAUACAGAUAUUUGUAUUUAAUUAAGUUGUAUGUUAAAUCUU
Molecule: messenger RNA, 1878 nt
Organism: Alosa alosa (allis shad)
Lineage: Eukaryota; Metazoa; Chordata; Actinopteri; Clupeiformes; Clupeidae
Product: snake venom 5'-nucleotidase-like
Exons: 8
Coding region: 30-1652 (540 amino acids)
Biological process (GO): nucleotide catabolic process
Molecular function (GO): hydrolase activity
Source: RefSeq, a predicted model, not a curated record